GAAAGAAAUUAAUAAUACUCCCUUGGAUGAACCGGUAAUGAAGCUGAAUACAGAACCGAUUACGGAUGAAGCUAUAAUUGAUAACUUCAUGAAAGCUAUUGCUUAUACUACCGCAACCACUUAUUUAAUACCCUGA
This is a messenger RNA of Funneliformis geosporum, 136 nucleotides long. NCBI's taxonomy places the organism in Eukaryota, Fungi, Glomeromycota, Glomeromycetes, Glomerales, Glomeraceae. The record is from the annotation of a GenBank genome assembly.